AUGGCGGUGGUGAAGUGGCGGUGCUGGGAGGGGGCACGGCGGCACUGUGGCGGAACAGGAUGGCGUGGUGGAGGAGCAGGUUGUGUUGGAGGGUGGGGUUUGGGUUGGGUGAGGGGUUGUGACGGUGGGAGGGGCGGUGAGGGUUGUGGGUUGGAGGGGGUUGGAAUGGGAGGCGGCGCUGGUGGCGUGGUGGUGGUGGCUGGUCGCAGUGGGGGGACAGCAGUGGUGGAGGGAAGAAGAGAAAGAAGAAGGAGAGGGGAGGAAGAAGGAGUGGGUGGGUGGUUGUCGGGUGGUUCUGGGUGGUCGGGGGUUGUGGUCGAGGCUGGGUGGUUGUGCGCGGUGGUGGUAGUUGGGGAGGGUGGGUUGCAGAGAAGAGAGGGAGAAGAUGGGGGUAUGGGGGGCACGACGGGUAGGGUUUCGCGUGAUAGGGGUUUCAAAUAUCAGUCCACUAGCAACCAUAAAAGAAAUGUAACUGCAAUUUCCAACCAUGAUCACUAUUUCACUACCAUUAUUGAAGCAUGUAAUAUGAAAUAUGAAGGUGCAUAUCCAAAUACUGACUUGAGUGGACCAUGGCUAGUGGUUGCAGCAGCAAGACAUUGGAGUCCAAGGAGGUGGCUCUAUCCAGAAGCGUUCUACCACGGCAACGGCGGUAGAAACGGCGGCAGCAACAACAAUGGCAGUGGUGACGAAAACGGCGGCAGCAACAACGCCGGUGGAAACUCCACUGUGGCAGCAACAACCGUAUAG
Messenger RNA from Arachis ipaensis, 747 nucleotides. The record is from RefSeq and is a predicted model, not a curated record. NCBI's taxonomy places the organism in Eukaryota, Viridiplantae, Streptophyta, Magnoliopsida, Fabales, Fabaceae.